Spirodela intermedia is the source of this 614-nucleotide messenger RNA. NCBI's taxonomy places the organism in Eukaryota, Viridiplantae, Streptophyta, Magnoliopsida, Alismatales, Araceae. The record is from the annotation of a GenBank genome assembly.
AUGAAGAAAUUUGAACAGCUCUUCCUGCACCCCUGCCAACUUCACCGCGUUGGUUGGAGGUCGCAGAGGAUGGGAUGCUUAUAUAAGAUACCGAGCUGACCGUCUCCUUCGUUGAAGCCGGCACCGCUGCAGGGUCGCCCCAAGCCCACACCGCCCUCUCACCCUCGCUCACCGGCGGCGCUGCGAUAAGAAGUGCUACUCGGUUUCCCCUCAGCCAGAGAGACGCCGGCGUUCUUCCCUCUCUCUCUCUCUCUAGCUCGGGCAGGAAGAAGAUGAAGAAGAUGAACAGCAUCCUCUGGGUCCUGUCGUGCGGCGGGCACAAUAGCCUGCGGACAGAGUCGCUCAAGGGCAUCGAGGAGAUACUCCGGAGCGGUCUCGCUCCCAUCAUUGAAGAGGACCCAGAGAUAUUCUCCGGCGACGACGAAGAGGAGGUCAGACCGUCGGAGACCGCCAAGACCGCCAAGAAUGCCAGUGCCGCUGAGAGGAGGCGCUGGACUGCUGGCAUAUCCACCUCGCUGACGAAACAUCGAUCCUCCGGCAUACUGAGCAUCUACGUGCGCUUCAUGAACGAUUUCGCUUCCAAACCGGCCAUGGUGGGUUUGAGCAGAUUCUAA